Messenger RNA from Spirodela intermedia, 8269 nucleotides. The record is from the annotation of a GenBank genome assembly. Lineage: Eukaryota; Viridiplantae; Streptophyta; Magnoliopsida; Alismatales; Araceae.
AUGUACGAAGUUGAAUCUACUAUAACCUCUUUCAAAGCCUCAAUUGUGAUGAGUUCCUCUACCUCUAUUAUCAUAUCAUUGAUUAGCAAUGUCUUUACAAUUUUUCUCCUGUUCUUAAAUUUCAAGUUUAACUUAAAAUACCUAGUUUUGAGAUUUUCUAACAUAUUUAUUUAUUUUUCUUAAUGUGUUAAUAAAAAAACUCAUUUAUUUAUUAAAGGAUAAAUAGAUAGUCCUUCAACUCUAUAAUAGCUAUAGUAAUAGUACCAAACUUAUAUGAAAACUUCUGAAUAAGUUGUUAAGAUUUUUAUUUUUUUAAUAUCUGUUUUAAAAUAUUCUCAAAUUAUUAAGAAUAAAUGGAACACGAGGAAAUAAGUCUGAGAAAGAUUCACAAUGUUUCAUAAAAAGAAUUUCAAAUUUUUAAUAGGUAGUUUGAGGUUUUAUUUUGUAACCUUAUUAUCUCUAUGAAAUUUAUCUUUCCAAAUUUUCUAUGUUUCUCAAGAAAUUAUCGUAAAUAGCAAGACUGGAUAUUUAAUGCAAAAUAGUCAAAAGGAGAGGAAAAACGCAUCAAUGGCUGAAUGUGACAUUCAUUACCUUUUUUAAGAAAACAUUGUUAGGGUAAAGGGUGGCAUCCCACUUUUGAGCCUUUUCUACCAUAUUUAAAUACUCUCUCUCUCCUCUUUGUAUGUGCUUCAAAACAUUUUGAUUUUAAGUGUUUUUUCUAUCCAAUGAACUACUCUCUAUUCUCUCAUUCAAUCAAUUUAUAGCCUUUUUUCCUUAAAAAGUGUGAUCAGAACCUUAGAUUCAUCAUAUUUGAUAUUUUCUGCCAAGGAGGUCAUUAAAACGUCAUCAGAGCUUGAAGAAAGAGGUUAGUAAAGUCAUGAAGAUUUUUUAUUAUAGCAAAGGACAUGAACUACUUGCAUGAGGAUUUUUGGAAGAGAUUACUGAAUUGAUUGUGAAUAUGUUGAAUGGUUACCCUCUGAAAUUUUUAUAAUCUUAUGUCAUUUUAUAAUCGAGAGAAAUAUGAAUCUUGAAUUAUUAAGAUCAGGAUAUUCUUUAUUUUGCAUGAGUUAUGAGAAUUAGUUGAGAAUGGCCAUAAAGAAGGAAGAAUUCAAUACAACAUGGUAAGGAACUUUGUAAGGAAGAUGCUAAGGCCUUUUUUGUAUUGCAACAUGUCCUAUUAGAGGAGAGUUUUUCUAUGAGAUGAUAAAGGUAAAUUUUGAAAGUUAUAUUUUAUAAAGGUAAUAAGGUUACAAGAAUUAAAUUUCCAAGAAUUGUUCUAGUGAAAUCUAGUGAAUAUGUUCAAGAAUUGUUCUCUCAUGUUUCAUUUAUUUUAAAUGAUAUAAUAACAUUUGGGAAUAUAUUACUGAAAUGAAAAAUGUUAUAAAGGUAUUGAGAACCCCUCUAUUUAAGUUUUAUAAUGUUAUUAUAGCUAUUGAAAAGUAUAUGGACUUGGCUUUUUAAGAACACAUGAAGAAAAAAUGAUAGACUCAUAGAGCAUUUUUUUGCAUCAGAAUUUAGGAUAAAAUUAAAAAUUUUAAAAAAUAAAAAUAAAGAAGUCAAAUCUAAUGAAUGUCAUGAUAAUACAAAUAUUUGAAGAUGAGCUUUCCAUCUAAUUUUGUGGAUAAGGAAGAAGGUAUAAUAUAUCUAAUUUUGUAUGUUAAGGGUAUGAUAAUGGUAAUAUUCAACAUAAAAUAUGAAAUAAAAAAAAUACAUCUCUUAAGUAAGAAGUUCUAAUUGAAGGUAGGAAUAGUGUUAAAAUUGAAGGUAUUAAAACUAGAGUUGUCGUAAAAAGAUUACAUGUAAAUAAAUUGAUUAAUGAUGUAUAUUGUUUUCCAAAAUUAGCAUGCAAUCUACUCAAUAUGGGUCAAUUGAUGAAAUGAGAUUAUUGACGUGACUGACGUGACUUAGUCAUUGUAUAUUAAAUCACACAAAUAUAAAAUUUAUAAAACUAGAAAAUAUGAAUUUUUAGAUAUUUAGAAGUAUUUCUAAAUAAAUAUAUCAAUUAUAAUUCAAUAAAACUUUUAAAAAUAGAAAUAAUUUCUCAAGUCAAUCAUAGGGAUGUAAUAUAAUAUUUUAUAAUUAUUCAGAUUUUUUCUCAAUGAAUACAAUUUUCUAUGAAUUUUAUACUAGGAAAUGAAAAGGAAAUAUAUUUAAAAUUCACAAAAAAAAAGAAAAUAAGGGUGCGGACGUCAAGAUGACGUCAACGCUUGGCGAACGCAAAUCGGGUAGAAACAGAGUUCUACUUGGCGAUUCUUACAUAAGCGAUUACAGACGAUUUAAUUAAUCAAUAUAAGAUUUGUAAAAGCCGAAAGAAUCGUAAUUGAACAAAGUAUAGUUUGGUAAAUUAAAAUCACACAAAGUAUUACUAAAUGAAGCGUAAAUUAAAUUUAAAGCAGGAAAAAAGAGUUCCGGUGUCGCGACGGCGAUGCGUCGAUGAUGCACCGGAAUCUUGAGCGUUUGGGAGGAUCAUCGUGCAGUGUCCACGGCCUCAAAGGCUUUCCUUGGACAAAGACGACGUGGGCAAUCUCUAGAUCUUCUCGCGAAGUCUAGAGAUCAAUGAAGUGGGUCGUCGAAUUGUCUCCGGCGGCUGUCACUUGGCAGAGCAGAAAAAUGGUGACUUUGCAGCUCUCUGGUGGCUGUCACCCGAUGGAGAGGAGCUGGAUGAAGGUGGGGCGCGUGUUAGGGAGCUUCAUCCUCAAGUCUACGCAGCAAGAGGAGGCUCUUCAUCACAUCUGGUACGCUCUCAAGAGGUAGCGACUCAUCUCCCGGCGGAUCGUCCUCUUCCUGACGACGGCUUGUUCGUCGAUCAAUCGGAGAUGAUUUACUCGAUGGAUUUGUGAUCCUUUUAUCAUGAAUCGUUCAAUAAUUUUAGUAGCAAUGUUCUGCGAAGCACGUUGACGAGAUUUUCACUAAUGAUCCAGCGAUUCUCGUUGCUUAAUCCUUCACCGACGAUUUGUAGGAAAGUCGUGAUAAUUAGAUAAAAAUAUAUGAAUUUUGACUUUGGGAGGAUUUGAACCCAUGCCAGUCGCCCGCCUGUGAGGAAGGUGUGACACGGAUUUAGUCCCACAUCGGUUGUGCACCAACUUUUCGGGCGAAUAUAUAGUAAUGUUAGCUUUAUAAGCAAAGUCCCUUCUCUUGCGUGUACAACCACUCCUUGCCCCACAGCCGGCUGGCCACAGGUGACGUGGAAGGGCAGUGGCGUACACAUCCCUAUCAGUCCAAGCUCAAGCCGCUCGAACCCCUACUCGCGGCUACUCCCUAACUGUGCUUCCAACCCGCUUGCAGGCCCUGCUGGCCAGCGGGUCCCCCAUUUUGCAAUUUUUUCAUUUUUAUUUCUUGUUCUUCAAUAAGACUAUAAAAAUCAUAUAAAAUCACAUAAUUACCCAAAAAUUCACAUUAAUCAACUGAAAACCACAAAUCAUUUUUUUACACAAAUAUAAGUCUAUUUAUCAUGAGUUAAGGCUAAAACUAUAUUAUUUACUAAUUAUUAACUCAUGAUAAUGAAGACUUAUCAGUGACUUAGUCAUUGUAUAUUAAAUCACGUGAAUCUAAAAUUUAUAAAACUAGAAAAUAUGAUUUUUCAGAUAUUUUGAAGUAUUUUUAAACAAAUAUAUCAAUUAUAAUUUAAUAAAACUUUCAAAACUAGCAAUAAUUUUCCAAGUCAAUCACAGGGAUGUAAUAUCCUAUCUAGUAAUUAUUCAGAAUUUUCUACAAAGAAUACUAUUUUCUAUGAAUUUUACACUAAGAAAUGAAAAAGAAAAAUAUUUAAAAUUCACAAAAAAAGGAAAUAAGGGUGCGGACAUCAGGAUGACAUCAGCACCCAGCGAAUGCGAAUCAAGCCAAAAUAGAGUGCUGCCCGACGAUUCUUAUGUAAGUAAUUACAAAUGAUUUAAUUGAUCAAAUUAAAAUCUGUAAAAGCUAGAAGAAUUGUAAUGAAAUGAAAUAUAUCUUGGUAAAUUUAAAAUCAGAAAAUUAUCAAUAAAUGAAACGAAAAUUAAGUUAAAGUAGGAAAAUAAAGUUCCGGUGUCACGAUGGCGAUGUGUCGACGAUGCACCAGAAUCCUGAUGUAGUGUUCAUAGCCACAAAGGCUCUCUUUGGACAAAGACGACAUGGGCAAUCUCUAGAUCUCCUUGCAAAAUCUAGAGAUCAAUGAAAUGGGUCCUCAAAUCGUCUCCGAUGGAGUGGAAAAACGGCGACUUUGCGACUUUCCAAUAGUUGUCACCUGAUGGAGAGAAGUUGGAUGGAGGUGAGGCACGUGUCACAGAGCUUCAUCCUCAGGUCUACAUAGAAAGAGGUGGCUCUUCAUUGCAUCCAGUACGCUCUUAGGAGGUGGCGACUCAUCUCCUAGCGGGUCGUCCUCUUCCCAACGACGGCUUAUUCGUCGAUCAAUCGAAAAUGCUUGAUGGAUUUGCAAUCCUUUUAUUGUAAAUCAUUCAACAAUUUUAAUAACAAUGCUCCGCAAAUCACGUUGAUGAGAUUUUCACUGAUGAUCUAGCAAUUUUGGUUGCUUAAUCCUUCAGACGGCGAUCUGUAAGAAAGCCACGAUAAUGAGAUAAAAAAAUAUGAAUUUUGACUCUAGGAGGAUUUGAACCACGCCAAUUGCUGCCCUUUCUAGGGAAGGUGACGCACGUUUAGUCCCACAUCGAUUGUGCACCAAAGUUUGUGGUGAAUAUAUAGUAAUAUUACAUUUUCGAUCAAGUUCCUUUCUCACGUGUGUACGACUAGUCCUUGCCCCACAGUCGGCUGGCCACCGGUGACAUGGAAGGGGAGUGGCGCACACAUGCCCCCAUCAAUUCAAGCCGCUCAAGCCCAUGCUCACAGCUCCUGCCCAACUACACUUCCGACCCCCUUGCGCGCCUAGUUGACCAGUGGGUCCCCCCCAUUUUGCUAUUUUUAUUUUAAUUUCUUUUCCUUCAUUUAUCUCAAAAGUAAGUCUGUAAAAAUCAUAUAAAAUCAUAUAAAAUCACAUAAUUACCAAAAAUUCACGUUAAUCGAUUGAAAACUACUUUUCACACUAUAACACAAAUAUAAGUCUAUUUAUCAUGAGUUAAGGUUAAAACUAUAUUAUUUACUAAUUAUUAACUCAUGAUAAUGAAGACUUAUCAAUUAUAUUUUUUAUUUCAAAGAGGACAUAUCUGUUAUUAGGUGUAAGAAAAAUUAAACCUCUAUUAUGUUUAUUUUCAUAGCUAGGAAAUAAAUUUUUCCUCUUGAUAUUUCAAGACCUCUUGUAUUUGUAAUGAUUAUUAGAUAAAAAGAUCGUUCUUGACUUUAGCAUUGAAUUAUAGAAUUUUUGAAAGUAUUACAUUACAAAAAUAUGACUUUUAUUUUGUGACCUAUUAUAGUCAAUAAUGAUGCCUAUCAAGAAUGUGUUUACUAUUGGGUUUGAUAUGGCUAAGUGAAGUAUUAAAAGGGGGGGGGUGAACUAGUUUUCUACAUUUUCCUAUUUUAUUCUAUUACUUUCUCUGUAUGAACAUGUAUUGAUGCACAUAAUCUCUCAAAUCUAUAUAUGGAUUGACCUAAGUCACUUCUCUUUUCAUCACAAGAUUCACCUAAAUUGUACUAUGUAGAUGAGAAUGGCAGAAUCAUAAUAGUAAUUCCAAAAUUGUUAUGAUCAAAAAACUAUAAAAUUUUCUGUCUCUCUUCAUAAUCACAGUGGAUUCAUCUUAGGAGAAUAUUUUAAAGACACAAAAUUCAGUCAUUGCCUUGUAGCGGCUAGUUUUCUGGUCAAUUCAAUCAAAAUUCAAUUUUGUUUGAAAAUUUAAAAAUCUUCUAAAAGUGAUAAUAAAUCAAAUACAGGAAGUUUUGUGAGAACUCUUUCACCAUUGUGAUCUUUGUUUACGAAUUUUUAUUUUAAUAACAUAUUAUCCUCUAAAUAAUCACCAAGAUAAAGGUGCCAUUUAUAAAUUUCAAAACAUCUCAACUUAAAUCAUACGGGUACCAUAGUCAAUAUGAUGUAAGCCUUCAAAACCUAUCAAAACCUUUCAAAACCUUUUACCAUGCAUGCGUAAAGGUACCUUUUAGUAGAUCCUUCUCCUUUACGACUACACCAAGUGACCCAAUUUUACCUAGAAUAGGUUUAUUGUGUCUGACUAAAGCUAGGGGAAACCAAGGGUUCUCUAGGAGUGCCGCACAUUGCUGCCAAACUAAAAAGGAAUGGCAAAAGUUGUUGGACUCUUUCUAUACUUGUAACUGUUUAAUGUGAGGGAAGUAAUUUUUCUCUUCUAUACUUACUUACUCGACUGCAACUAUUUUAUGUGGCAAAACUUUACCCCAUUCCACCAUCUUGUACGUGCAACUUGGUGAUGUCGAUCUCGCAUGCAGAUCUCAGAAUGAAUCCUUUCAAGUACUUCUGUGUAGACGGCAUAGAACAUCCCCCUUUAUGGAUAUUUAAUAUUUUGUGAAGAUUAUGAUUAGAGAGCAUCACUAGGUGAAAUGCAUACUACUAUUUCAAAGAUUGAGGAAACCCUUCUCUGCGAUAGAGACACUGGACUUGUUCUAACCUAGCACCAAACAAAGUGUAAUGAAAAAUAUCCAUGGUCAAAAUCAUGUAAACGGCUCAUCGAGGUAAGUAUCCAUGAAUCUGGGAAUUCCCAGAGUGGUGGAAUGAAAAAUAAUAUAGCGACAAAAAGUAGGGCUCCAAAAUGGCAAUCACAAAAUUUUCUUCAUUGAAAUAGGAAAGCUUAUAAGAAUGUGAGAACCAUGGGGAGGGUUCAGGAUUUUAGCCUAGCACUUUUCAUUGAGAAUAGUUUUGUGGAGAAGUUAAGGUAGGGAACUCAGGAUCUAUGAAACCAAACAGCCAAGUGAAUGAUGGGGAAAUUAUUCUUGAGCACUUGCUGGCUUAUUGAAAAUUUAAACCACAAGCUGCUGUAUCACUUUGAGGCCAGUCAGUGUUUACCAUCUUCUUCUUUGCUGAACUUUUCAUUCUGGUCUGGGUACAUCAAGGAGUUCACUUCAUCUUAUUCUUUCAAUUAAUCUUUGAUGAUCCACCCAUUGUCAAACAGGCUACCAUAAACCUAAAUCAAGAUAAAGUGCAGUUAUUUUCAUUAUUCCCCGCCCUAUUCACCACCCCGAACAAAAGAACUGCUGCUAAGAGCAAUCAAAUAGGCAAGUCACCAUCCUGUUUGUCUUGCCUUCAAGAGUACUUCGAUAUACAAUCAAUAGGCACCAUUAGAAAGAAAGGAGAACAAUACAUCUUUGUACCAAUCCAAGGAGAAGUAAGGAAAAAAUAAAUUACGGCAGAGCUAUCAUGACAAAAGGUACUUUUCCUAUUUUCUAGAUAGGGUUUUUCAUCAUACAAAAAGAUAGAUGCCUCGUCGUACUAUCCCACCAUAUUUGAUGUUGAGGUCUAAACUCUCACUUACAGAGCUUAUUGUAGUAUCCAAAAUUUAAUUUCAAAUAAUAAGUUGUGAGGAAUCCAGAAUCUGUAAAUUCAGGAAUCUAUAUGAGACGAGUUAUGGUAGAAGGGUGGAGAAUGGAUGUGAGAAUGGUGACGUGACUCAGUCGUUGUAUAUUAAAUCACGCAAAUAUAAAAUUUAUAAAACUAGAAAAUACGAAUUUUCGGAUAUUUAGAAGUAUUUCAAAAUAAAUAUAUCAAUUAUAAUUCAAUACAAAUCCCAAAAAUAGUGAUAUUUUUCCAGGUCGAUCACAGGGAUGUAAUAUAAUAUCUGGUAAUUAUUCAGAAUUUUUCUCAAUGAGUACGAUUUUCUUACGAAUUUUAUACUAGGAAAUAAAAAGGAAAUAUAUUUAAAAUUCACAAAAAAAAAGAGGAAAUAAGGGUGCGGACGUUAAGAUGACGUCAGCGCCCGGAGAACGCGAAUCAGGCGGAAACAGAGUUCCGCCCGGCGAUUCUUACGUAGGCGAUUACAGACGACUCAAUUAAUCCAAUUAAGAUCUGUAAAAGCCGGAAGAAUCGUAGUUGAACGACGUAUAAUUUGGUAAAUAAAAAUCAACAAAGUAUCACUAAAUGAAGCGUAAAUUAAAUUGAAAGCAGGAAAACAGAGUUCUGGUGUCGCGACGGCGAUGCGUCGGCGAUGCACCGGAAUCCUGAGCAUUCGGGAGGAUCGUCGUGCAGUGUCCACGGCCUCGAAGGCUCUCCUUGGACAAAGACGACGUGGGCAAUCUCUAGAUAAAGCAGGAAAACAGAGUUCCGGCGUCGCGACGGCGACGCGUCGGCGAUGCACCGGAAUCCUGAGCGUUCGGGAGGGUCGUCGUGCAGUGUCCACGGCCUCGAAGGCUCUCCUUGGACAAAGACAACGUGGGCAAUCUCUAG